Molecule: messenger RNA, 1314 nt
Organism: Penicillium malachiteum
Lineage: Eukaryota; Fungi; Ascomycota; Eurotiomycetes; Eurotiales; Aspergillaceae
Exons: 1
Coding region: 1-1314 (437 amino acids)
Source: RefSeq, a predicted model, not a curated record
AUGCCCCUCCCUCCGUCUCCCCUGAAGCUGGCUCACCGCUACCCCUCCUCCAAUAUGGACGAUUCUCCUAUUUCACCAGGGGCUCCGGGGGUCAAUGUAGUUGCUCCUGAAAGUCCGAAAUCUCCACGAACACCCAGAAUGUCCGCGCCUCCUUCUCCAGUCCUACCCCGCCAGAACUUGAACGGAUCCCACCGGGAAUCAGUGGACUUCUCCACUGAUACAGGUGGGGGUGGACUGGGUAAUCUGGCUGAUGAGCUAGCAGAUGCAUGGGAAGAGGAUGAAGAUGGUUAUGGAUAUGCUUCAGGACAGGAAAAUAGCCGAGCGGGAUCCCAGCAGAUGGAUAACAGCGAUAUGGAAGAUGCAUAUUUACAAUCUGUUCGCAAUAUGCGAUCUCAGUCACCAUCAGACUCGCCAGCAAGAAACAGACUCCGAGCAAACCAGAUUCGACAGCACCGGCGGCAAGAAUCUCAUUAUGAUGGAUCAGACUAUGGGAAUGAUUCCGAUCUUGAAGAGACGGCUGAUCUAUCCCCCGCAUUAGAGGCCCAAAUGGCCGAUAUAGAGAGCCUCGUCCGACGUGGGAUUGAGAACAAUGGCAGCGAAAAUGACCAUGUUAUUAAAAGGACGGUUGAAGCGCUCAGGGAUUUGGGUAGCCAGAGCGGCAUUGAGAACAGUGCUACACGGUAUGCUUCCUUUGAUGACCCGGUGCUGGAACUUUCGCAAUCUAACUUCUCUCCUAUUUCUAGGCUCAUCACAGCCCAUUCUUCAAUUACAUCUCACCUUACUCACCAAACCCGUAUUCUUCAAUCACUCAUCCACCCGCUCCUCGUAUCACCAUUCCCUCUAUUAUCCGAAGACGCCAUUGACUCUCUUAUUCCCUUGAUCGACGAAGGCCUCUUGCCUAAUCUCCCAUAUCCAUUCCCGGAACAAACGCACCGGAACUCCAGGCCAGCAACACCAUCACAAGCCUCUACUGUGAACCCUCUUGUAUCGAUUCAGGCUUUAAUUUCUCAAACGGUGGAGAUUACACACUCGCUCCGCGGUCUUAGCGAUACCCUGUAUGAAUCGCGCCAAUUGACCUCAACUGCAUCCCGCCGAUUGAGAUCCGCACGGGAACUUGUGGCUGAACUCAGACGCGAGGAAGAAAGUCUAGAAGAGGGUUCGCGCUGGAUUGAGCGAGGCGAGUGGGAUCGCAAGCUUAAAGACCGUGAAGCUGGCAAGGAAUGCGGCGAUGUAGUCAGUGGUUUCGAGGCUGUAUGUGGAGAAUGGCGCGAGAAGCUUUUCGGAGCAGCUGCAGCUGAGGUAGCUGCAGGGUAA